CGAAUUCAGUUACUUCCGAAGUUUCAAAGCGAGCGGUUCACGCGUCGGACGGCGAUUAUUUCAACAACAGCAAACUCGUCGAGCUAAGCAAAAGCAGCAAAAAAUAACGAAAAACUAAACUGCUCUCCAGCAUAGAUUGACAUGUUACUGUGCUAUACCAUUGCGAUCCCUAAAUCGUACUAAAUUCCAAUUGGCAAACUAUGUAAAUAUAUGAAGUAAAAAUAAAACGUUUGAAUUAAAUAAUUGCGGUUUCAUAUGCAAAUCCGUUUAACAACAAAGCGCGCGAGUGCAGUUCGAAAAUCAAUUCGAAAUUAAAUCAAAACACAUACCAGCCAAAAAUCUCGUUACUGCGACGAGCAUUUCGGACAUUAACCGUUACGCUUACGCGGCACUCGCCUGUAGGUGUGCGUCUCUCUGUGUGCGUGAGUGUGUGUGUGUGGCAUUCAGUGCGCGCAUUUCUGUGCUCGUUUAUGUGUGUGCGUCUGUGUGUGUUAUGACAGAGAGUUGACAAUAGGCAAAUAGGCAAAUCAUAUGCCGCCCACGUAAUGUGUGACGAAAUUUAAAUUCGCCAUCUAUGCAAAUACAAUUGCACAAAUCGUAUACGUGUGUGCCGUACAGAGUGUUUGUGCGCGCGUGUGUGCAUUGGUGCUAGUUGGAUAUUCAUGUGGAUUACCAUAAACAUAAACAAAGGAUUAGAAAGAAACAGCAACAACAACAACAACAACAACAGCGGUAGCAGCAGCAGCAGCAGAAGCAGCGACCGUCGUAGGGUGAAAGAUAAACCCACAGAAGCAUUUUUGGGAUUACAGCCAGCCGCAGUAGAAGAAGAAGCAGCCGCAGAGUAGGAAGAAGAGGGCUACGCUUAGAAAAUAUCACAACAUUGCAGUCAGGUGCCUCACAGAGGGUCGUCCACAUCCGCCAGACUCCAGCUGCUCUGUUCGUGUGUGUGCUUGUGUGUGCGUUUAUAUGUGCGUGUCUGUUUGUGUGACAAGCGCAACUAAUGAGCAGCAACAAAUCGGAAACAGGAAGCAGCAGCAACAGCAGCAGCAGCAGCAGCAGCAGCAGUAGCUUGGAAUGAAAGUAAAACUGCGUGGCCAUUAUUAUCAUUACUAAAGAAUCGUAACUGUGAUAGCACCAAAGAAAGCAGAAACUCAAGCGGCAAGCGCCAAGGCUAAAGAUACACAACAAGCAGCAACAGAUACAUUUACAGAUACAGAUACAAAAGCUAAACAGUUGCUGCCGCGCGUAAUUACGUUUCAGUGAUUUUCAAACUAAUAAAUGUCGUACGCGCAAUCGCUGGCAGCAGCAGCAGCAACAACAACAGCAACAGCAACAGCAACAACAAUUUACUAAAGCCAAGCAGCCAACAAAACUCCGCACAAAAUGGCGCACAAAAUGAGGCAGACAACAGGAAAAGCGGCAACAACACAGACGACAGCAACACAGUGCUCCACAAAAGCAACACAAGUUGGCACGCAUUCAAGUUCAAGGCGGUCAUCGUUAAUCACAUGUUUUAUAUCCUGCCACACGUUCAGCUCGCUCUUGUUGUUGCUCGUGCUGCUUGCCACGGCGCAAGCGGCCAGCAAGUUGACCACUCGCAGCAACAGCAGCAGCAGCAGCAACAACAGCAGCAACAACAACACAACAUCAGCAGCAGCAGCAGCAGCAGCAUCACAGGCGACGCCCGUUUGGGAUCAUGCCAUCGAUUUGAAUGAGGAUUUUCGCAUACUAUGGCAAAUCAUUAAUCAGGAUAUAACAUUUGAAAUACAAGCACGUACAUUAGGUUAUGUCGGCUUUGGAUUUUCGCCUGAUGGGAAUCUAGCUGGCGCGGAUAUGGCCAUCGGUUGGGUGGACAAGGGUCAAACAUAUUUUCAGGAUCGACACGUCACACGCAAUGGCGACACUGAGCCCGUCGUGGAUCCCUCCCAGGAUUACAUGCUGAUGCUGGGCUACGAGAAUGCCACCCACACCGUCCUACGCUUCCGCCGCAAGUUGGACACAUGCGAUGCCAGCCAUGACAUCGCCAUAACGAACGAUACAAUGCGCUUGCUGUACAUGUAUCACGCACAGGAUCCACCGCACGGCUCGGUGCGUCCCGGCACGCUGCCCGAUCCGGCGCGCGCCUUCCGACCUUAUCGGCCCAUGGUGCUCAUGCAGCGCGCUCAGCUGCAGUUGCCAUCGCCGCAUGAUGAGCGCGUCCGUGUGCUGGAACUGCGCAACGAGGACGUGGAGCUGCCUCCGGGCGAUACGCCGCUUUUUUGGUGCAAAAUGUUCAAGCUGGAGGAUAUCAAUCGAAAGCACCAUCUCAUUCGGUACGAGCCGAUUUAUGAUUCAUCGUCCAGCGUACACUACUUGCAGCACAUAACGCUCCACGAGUGCCAAGGGUCGCACUCGGAGCUGGAGGAGCUGGCACGCGAACAGGGGAGACAGUGCAUGGGCGCCCGUUCCAUUCCGCUGGCAUGCAAUGCCAUUGUUGCCUCCUGGUCGCGGGGCAGCGAGGGCUUUACGUAUCCACAUGAAGCGGGCUACCCGAUUGAGUCGCGACAGGCCAAAUAUUAUUUAAUGGAGACCCAUUACAACAAUUUGAAGCCGGACUUUGCCCAAUUGCAUGCCAGACAAAUGGCGGAUAAUUCUGGUUUGAAAAUCUACUUUACGCACGUGCUGCGACCAAAUGACGCUGGCAUUUUGUCAAUCGGUAUGGAUCCCAACUGGCGCCACAUUAUACCGCCGGGACAGAAGCGCGUGAUAUCGGAGGGCCAAUGCAUUGAGGAUUGCACCGGCUAUGCCUUUCCCGCCCAGGGCAUCAACAUUUUUGCGGUCAUGAUGCGCACACAUCAAAUCGGCAAGGAGGUUAAGCUGCGUCAGAUACGACAAACCGAGGAGCUUCCGCCAAUUGCACACGACAGCAAUAUAGAUGUGGCCUAUCAGGACUUUCGACGUUUGCCACAGUCGGUGCAUUCCAUGCCCGGCGAUAGACUCAUCGCUGAAUGCAUUUAUGACAGUUCGUCACGAAAGGCAAUUACGCUGGGUGGCCUCACAAUGAAGGAAGAAAGCUGCACCGUGCUGACACUUUACUAUCCACGCCAAAAGAAACUGACAACGUGUCAUUCACUACCCAGCCUGCCCACAGUGCUGCAUUCCCUUGGCAUCGAACAACUUGCAACCGACUCGAAUCCCGUGCUGAUUUCAUCACCGCCCGAAUUGGCUGGCAUGACAUUGGAGGCACGUCUGAUAUCCUACGAUUGGGAAAAUCAAUUUGGCGAAUUUCAAGAGGCCACACGCAAGGGCAGCUUUAAGCCCAUCUGCUGGGGAGCCAAGAAUCAUGUGGUGCCGGGCUCCGAGUUUCUCGAAGGCUACAGCAUAAAUGUGACCAAGACCUACAAGAAGCACAAGCGCUGCAAGCCGAAACGCCUCUUCGCGCCCAUCACGGAGCGCACCUCGCCUGCGGCGGAUCUCAGUGAGUUGCCGGUGCUCCAUGAGCUGGACAACAACAACAUCAUCGAGGGAGCAGCACGCAGCAGUCGCAGCUCGGCGACUGAUGUCCACGGGGGACUAAGCGGUGCCAACCGGAGCAAUUGUGGCCAGUUUACCAGCUGUCUGCUGUGGCUGGGCGCCGCAUCCUGGUGGCUGCUACUGAUGCUAAGGACGUGAGGAGCAGACGCAUCCAAUGGCACAGCAGAGCGAAGCAGCAGCAGCAGCAGCACAGGCACCACCGUCUAACUACACUAUAUACAUAAAUACUCAAAAGAAAAGAAAAGAAAAGCAAAGAAAAGAAAAACAAAAGAAAAGCAUGCAACCACAACUCUUUAACUAUAAAUGACAGCUCUUAAUCCUACUACAAUACAAGUACAGACAACAACAUCAAGCAAAGCAAACACAAAUAACAAAA
Molecule: messenger RNA, 3889 nt
Organism: Drosophila virilis
Lineage: Eukaryota; Metazoa; Arthropoda; Insecta; Diptera; Drosophilidae
Gene: olf413
Product: DBH like monooxygenase olf413
Biological process (GO): norepinephrine biosynthetic process; octopamine biosynthetic process; dopamine catabolic process
Cellular component (GO): secretory granule membrane
Molecular function (GO): dopamine beta-monooxygenase activity; copper ion binding
Source: RefSeq, a predicted model, not a curated record